Cajanus cajan (pigeon pea) is the source of this 601-nucleotide messenger RNA. The record is from RefSeq and is a predicted model, not a curated record. Lineage: Eukaryota; Viridiplantae; Streptophyta; Magnoliopsida; Fabales; Fabaceae.
CCUAAACCUUCAGCAAUUUGUCACUCAUUAACAUGGUUAAAUUCACCAAAACCCCCCUAUUAUUUCUUCUUUUCUGCUCCCUCUUCAUUCUUCAAUUCCAACGUGCAACACUUGAUGAUGAAGCUGCCCAAAAUGUUGCUCAAAACUACCCAGAAAAACCCCUUCUUUCCAAGUUUCUCAUGGAUACCAUUUCUCUACUCAGAAAGUCCCACAAAAGUUCUUGGGAGAAAUUCAAAAUUGUCAUGCAUGAUAUGCAAAUGCAGUUUUCUCCACCAAAUUUGGAUUUCAGGGGUGGGGGAUAUGAUGGUGCGAAAAGAACGUUGAAAGAAGCAGUUGGAAAGAGUUUUGACAAAAGCAAAGAGAAAGUCGAGGAAAGUGCUGAAACUGCAGCAAAAGUAGUUGAAGGAGCAUUUCAUAAGGUGAAGGAGAACACUGACUCUGACCAUGAUGAACUUUAGUCCAAAUUGUAUGCAUAGCUGUUGGUUUAGGAGUGUGUGAAACAAUUUACUUAUGGCAACUUAUCUUUUUCUCUAUGUUUUCUUUCACUGUUACACAAUUUCAGCCUAAUAUACUUGGAAGAUUGAAAAUGGAAAAAAAUAUA